AUGUCUGAUCUUGGAGGACUUCUUGAAGGGGCUGAUGUCAAUGUCGACGCAGAUCUUAACCUGGCGUUUGACUGGGGCCCGAUCGGUAUCAUCAUCGGCGGUGUCUUAGCGUUUCUCCUCGUUGUUUUCGUCAUUGCUUAUUUCUGCGGUAGGGGUAUGUGCCGCUGUUGUGACUACACUUGCUGCAAAGGAGAAGCACUCCAGAGUAGUAAAAGAAGAAAUGAAAAUCAAUUACGCAGAGACUAUAUGGCGACGCUAACAGCCAAUAACUCUCAUCAAAAUAGCCAUUUCGAUCCGUACAACAGGACUCUUCCUACAACAAUCAAAGUUGAUGGUCCUCAAAACCGGCCACAAGACCUCGUCGUUUAUCAAAAUCACCAGAUGGCGUAUAUUCAGCCUCCAUUUAAGCCAUAUCAAAGCUUUCCAUACCAGUUUCAGAAGAGAGAACACCCUUUUGGAUCUCAUCGAGCCCUGCCGCUUCCUGUUACCUCGUAUCAGCACUCUCAACCAACUACUAGCUCAAGAAACGGAGACAGACAAAGAAAGAGGGAACGAAAAUACCAUAUUCCAAACCAUUCUUCUUAUAUUUAG
Molecule: messenger RNA, 591 nt
Organism: Oikopleura dioica
Lineage: Eukaryota; Metazoa; Chordata; Appendicularia; Copelata; Oikopleuridae
Source: the annotation of a GenBank genome assembly